GCUUUCUGCCACAAAACGAAAUGGUUGUCAGAUGCAAAGACUUUCUUAAAUAUGCUUUUAUCCACAAUGAAAGAACAAUUUCCAGGUUUCAUAGUUGCUCCUGGAAAUGAAGUUGUUAAAGUUUCCCCGAGUGAUGAACUUGACUCCUUUGAAAUUGGCCAAUCUUUGCCGAGUGUUGAAUCAGUUCAGGAUGGAGGAGAAACAACAGAAAUUGGCCAACGUCUGUCGAGUGUUCAAUCAGUUCAGGAUGGAGGAGAAACAACAGAAAUUGAUUCUUUAUGUCAACAGUCAAAUUUACAGAACAGGGAGGAUAAUGUUGCUGCUGCACUACUGGUUACUUCUUGUUCAUCAGACAAACGUCACUCACUCAACUGUGAAAGGACAGUGGAAGUUGAUCCGUUACUUCCUCAUCCAAUAGAGGAAGCAGUGACAAACAGAGGAAAAGUUAACUUGGAUGUAGCACAUGAUGACCACAUUAAGGAUACAAGUGAAAUAAUGCAACUUGAUUCACACUUUGAGCAAUCAAAUUUAGAAACUAAUUCUGCAGGAAAUGCAACGACUAACAACGAGAUAAUUCAUUCACAUAAGAAAAACGCAAUACAAAGGAUAGAAAAAGAUCAUGGGAUUACUCGCAAGAUUCUGGAGCAGCAUUAUGGCAUGACUCUUGAAGAUGCUGCAAAAGAUCUACAUGUUAGUCGAGCAACACUGAAACGAAUAUGUAGAGAAAAUGAAAUUGCUAGAUGGCCACAUCAUAAGACUAGAAAGGUUAAUGUCCAUGUUAGCCAAGGUGUAUCUUUACAAGGUGCUGAACCAUAUGUGGUCGAUCGACAAUGUGCUGCUCUUUCCCAAGAUAAAGGCACCGAUUAUUUGGGUAAUAUAAGAUCUCCUGCAACAGGAAAACCUUGUGAUACUGUGAUGACUUUAAAAGUUACAUAUAGAGGUGAUAUGAUAAAAUUUCAACUCUCCCUUUCAUCAACGAGGGUAGAAUUGGAGGGGGAAGUGGAAAAGAGGCUUAAAAUAUCACUUGAAAGGUUUUCAAUAAAGUAUCAAGAUGAAGAUGACGAUUGGAUUUUGAUAACCACUGAUUCAGAUUUGAGGGAUGGGAUACAUUCACUUGGAUUGUUGGGAAGGAAUACAAUGAGAUUAGUGGUUACCCCACAAGCUGCUGACACAUGAAGGAUUUUCCGUAUGUUUUGUUAUGGUUCAUCUUCAUUGCAAUUUUCUUUCUUGCUUUCUCUAU
This is a messenger RNA of Solanum tuberosum (potato), 1240 nucleotides long. Its product is annotated as protein NLP5-like. Bases 52 to 1176 code for a protein of 374 amino acids. The transcript has 2 exons. Lineage: Eukaryota; Viridiplantae; Streptophyta; Magnoliopsida; Solanales; Solanaceae. The record is from RefSeq and is a predicted model, not a curated record. Gene Ontology annotation, molecular function: protein binding; DNA-binding transcription factor activity.